AAAAUGCAGGAAGAGUGCGAUUUUCAAGUCACUUUGGAGAAGAAACUAUCGGUUGAAACCAGGCUCGACGUUGUAGCAAGUAGUACCAAUUUGUCUGAAACAGAAAUUAGAAAAUCGGUACCAGAAGAUUCAUCGGUGGAUUUCGAAGUUCUAUCCACCUCGUCAUCCGACGUUCUCACAAAAAUUACCUUAGAAUCGUUGAAGAACGAAAGCACAUCAGACGACCAAGCGAACAAAUCGACCCUCGAAUCUAUACCGGAAGUCGAUAACGAGGACGAUUCCAAUUGGCUGUCGUAUUUCGAUUGUAACGCGAUCUUCGAUGUAACCUGUGAAAAUCUGUCUUAUUACAAUUCGACGAAAGCUGAGAAAGACAGCGACAGCGAUAUGGAUGACACUUUGACUUUUGACGAUGCCGAAGAAGGUGAAUCUAUGACUCUGGACGAAAACGAUAGUUGUUGCACCAAGUCUUAUCGCCAGCGAUCGUUUGAAGAAGUUUGUGAAAAGAAGCUUGACAGACUUGACCAAAUGACAGAUAACAACCAUCCCACUGUUGUCUCCGAUAAAAUUUCUUUGAUCGAGAUAAAUCGCGAACGAAAUAUUUUCAAGGAGACUCAUCGAGAUAUCGCAAACGAAAACGAUAAAAAUGGAAAUAAUAUCGACUGUGAUUCAGAAGAUCGAACGAUCGAUGAUCGAACUAAGGAAGCAAAUAUAGAAAUGGAGGAAAAUCAGAAACAUGAUUUUGUUCAUAUCAGUAAUGAAGAACUGAUCGAAGAAGCGAACAAGAUGUCAGAUAGUUCACACUUUUUAAGCGACUGGGAUGACGAAGACGAAAGAAAUCUGGUUUAUUCUUCGCCUAAUGUGAAUAUUUCUGCUUAUUUUAAAUUUAGAGAUAGUAUGAAAGAACCUAAAUUUGAAGCUACUUUGGAACAACCAACUUCCAUAUUUUCGAAUAAAGGAAAUAAAGAGCCAUUGCUUUUGGAAGAAAUUGUCGGAGAAUCUACCGAAAAUGAUAAAAAAGCGACAACGAAUGAAGCAGAAGAUCAAUCUACGAAAGAACCAAAAUCGGAAGAAGAUUUGGUAAAAAGUUUUACGGAAAAUGUACGUUCAAGUCAAGGACAGGGAACGAAGUUCGUAGAAUUGGGUUCUCCGGAAGAAUAUUUAGAAAAAUUGGCAGAGAUCACGGAAGCAGAUUGUCCAAGAUCCGAGGAAGAAGUGCAGGAAAAGUUGAAAAAGAUCGCCGAGGGGAAAGCAAAGAUAGAAAAUCGGAAAAACGAGGCUUUGAAAGAUCUGUCUGUUGAAUUUAACGAGAUCGAGAAGCUUGUUGCAGAAACGAAAUCUAUCGAACAGUAUAAUAGCGAAUCUGACGAAAGUCUAGACGAAUCGAAGGAAGAGGAUGGUAUUGAGAUGCCUUUGACGAAAGAUCAAGUAGCUGAAAGUUUUAAGAUGAAGAAUACUCAAAAGGAUAUGGAAGACGAGGUGAAACGUCGUGCAGAAUCAUUGCAAGAAUGUCUGCAAGUUAUUCCAAGAGACCCAGAAGAAUUUAUACAAGACGAAAUUGAAGGGAAAGCGGAGGUAGAAAAUAGAAGAAACGAGAUUUUCAAGGAUUUAGCGAUGGAAUUUAAUGAGAUUGGAAACCUUUUCGUGAGAGCAAAGAAUAUUGAAAGUUUUAAUAGCCAACCUAACAAAAAUUCGAACGACGAUAUCGAGAUUCCUUUGAUCGAAGAUCAAGUAGCUGAAAGUUUUAAAUUCACAGAUAGUCAAAACAAUGUGGAAAAUGUGGCGGAACAGUGUGUAGGAUUUUUAGAUGAGUGUUUUCAAGGUAUUCCUAAAGAAGGAGAAGCUGAAGAAUCUACCGAAGGCGAAGGUUCGUCUAAAACUGAAGAAAACGUAGGAAAUAUCGAGGGAGAAAUUGAAGAAACUUUAGAAGAUAUUGUCGAAGAAAAGCUUGUGGGAAAUUUUGAAAACAUUUCUAAAGAAAAAGUCGAACAAAAACUUGAAGAUGCUAUGGAAGAAGAGACUAUUAAAAAGAUCAUUGACGAGAAAAUUGUACAGAAUCUGGAAAAUAUUGUUGAAGAAGAAAGUGUACAAAAUGUUGAAAAUAUUACUGAAGAGAAAAUCGAAACUGACGAUGCUGUCGAUAAAUCAGGAACUUCGAAAGAAACUGCUGGUGAUACAAAAUCAACGUCAGAAACGGCGAUCAGAGGAAUUGUCCAAGAUAUUAUCGAAGAUACAGAAGACUCGAUUUUUUGGCAAUUCUACAAACAACCGGAGAGAACGUACAUAAAAGGAAAAGUUUACGAUUUCGACCCCAAGAAACACGGUGUCAGGAUGACAGAGGAGUUUUUGAAGAAGCACUGCAAAAUGAAUAAACUGUACCAAACCCCUCAUCUGAAUGACGUACUCUAUCUUCAUUACAAAGGUUUCUCAUUCAUCGAGAAUCUGGAGAAAUACACAGGCCUAAGAUGUCUAUGGCUGGAGAACAACGGUAUCCGUGAGAUCGCGAACCUGGAGAAUCAGAGCGAGUUGAAGUGCCUUUAUCUCCAUAACAAUUUGAUCAAUAAAAUCGAGAAUCUCGAAUGGUUGACGAAGCUAGACACUUUGAACCUCUCGUACAACACUAUACGGAGGAUCGAGAAUCUCGAUAGCCUCAAGUUCCUGAAUACUCUAAACCUGUCGCACAACUACUUACAAGAUACCAAUGACAUUGAGCACCUCCGAUUGCUGGAUAGCCUCUCGGUACUGGAUAUUUCUCACAACAGGAUAGACACCGACGAAGUCGUUAAUAUCCUAGGAGAUAUGAAAGAAUUGCGCGUGGUAUCUUUGAUGGGCAACCCAAUUCUAAAGAAGAUCAGACUGUAUCGCAAGACCAUGAUCUUGAAGUGUAGAAACCUCAAGUAUCUAGAUGACAGACCUGUAUUCCCAAAAGAUCGUGCCUGUGCAGAAGCUUGGAUGCGAGGAGGACCCGAAGAAGAAGCAGCUGAGAGGAAACGCUGGAUCGAGGCGGAGCAGAAGAAAAUCAAUGAUAGCGUGCAAGCCCUGAUAAACAAAAGGAAGCUGUACAAACCGGUCGGGACGUCCGAAAAGGAGGCGGAGGAUAAGAAGAAGACGAAGGAGGACGAAGAAGUAGCCACGACCACGCUUGUCUGCACGAGCGACGAACUGCUCAACUUGGAGAAGAAGAAAAAGUCGAAUGGUACCUCAUCCUCCAACAGCUCGUCCGCGUCCUCGUCAUCGGACGAAGAGGUGGAGAACGCCGAGGUGGAGGAUGAUGGAACUGGGCAAAAAGGAAUCGAGAAAAGUGACGGAAGGAGGCCAAUGGCGGAGGAAGGAAGAACAGCCUCCGGCGAUCUUGGCAAGGAAAUAUUGUUACCCUGGAAAACACAGGCCACGACACGUAAGCAGCCGAAACAGUUAGUAGAAGAGAUUGAAGAAACGAAAGAAUACGUGGCAGGAGACGCAGAACGGAAAAGGUUCGGGACGAAAAUUUUGGACGAUCAACGAUGUAGCGACGACCUACCAGGUGGUUAUUCUGUUGGAAGAGAACUGGCCCAUUACGAGAAACUUGUCCUGGAGACGACCAACGAGACCGAAAUUACUCCACCGUGCUGUAAGCGGGAGAAGAACGACGAUACUGAAGAAAAAUCAUUUAAGGAUUCGUCGGUUUGUUGUAAUAUUUUGGAGUGGCCGAAUGGCAGAAACGAGAAAGAAGAGAAUAUCGUAAAUAACAUGAAGGAUAAACCUCUGUGUAAAGAUAUCCUGGACAAUUAUCGUAGAAAAGACGAACCACAUCCUUUAACCAGUCAACUGAGUAGCAUCAGAGAAGACAUGAAAGAGUUCUGCGCUGAUGUGGAUAAAUUUAUCGAAGACAAUAAGAUCGUUUUCAAAAAUGGCGAAGUGAAAAGACUGUGGGGUGAGAAAGAGGAAAUUAACGCUCGAAUAAAAUCUGAUAGAGAUAACGAAGAAAAAGGAAAGGAUUCGUCGAGUAAAGAAAAAGAUUUUAAAUGGUGGAACACGAAGGAGAGGAAGUUAAAAGUGAAGGAGAUUUUGAAGAGUAGAGAAGAAGAAAGUAAAAGAUCGAAGAAUGUUAAAAAGAUCGAAAUUAUCGAGGACGUGGCAGAAAAAAUCUCAGAAGCUUCAAAUAAAGAAGAAACUAAAGAAAAUAAGGAAGUUUCAUCUUCGCAAGGUGUUUACGAUUUAUUAAAUCUAAAAACGUGUCCCACGAUUCUAUUGAGCAAUGUAAAAUCUUAUCCUAGAAAUGAAGAUGCUUCUGUGCUAUGCGAAUCUGCCAAGAAAGAAGGCAACGAAGAUCGUUCCUCGGGUUUAUUCAAUUCUCUGUUCAACGAGAUGGAGUAUAGAGAUUCGAGCAAUAAACGCGAAAAAAUGUCAAAGUCCGUUAGUUCUCACGAAUUGCUGACUUUAGAAGAAGCAGAGGAAGCUGUCGAAGAAACAGCACGGUCAUCCAGUUGUACUGAUAUAAUUUUUUCAGAUCAAGAGAAUUUUCAGAACAAAUCUGUUCGUAUAGAAAUCACGGGUACGGAUCCUGCGAAUGCCACAUUGCUCGAUGACGACGAAGAAUCGGAGAGUGAAUCUGUGAAAACUGUAAUUAACAAUUAUGAAAAAAUUAACGAGGAAGGAGAUACAAGAACAAAUAUCGUAAAAGAAAAUAAUUCUGAAUGUGUUUCUGAUAGUUCAAGCGUUACUGGAGUGCAAAACAAAAUGCAACAGCUAGAUACCACGUCCGACGGUCCUAUAAUAUCUUCGAGCGUUGAAAAGUCUAGUCAAUCGUCUAAAUCGCAUAAAAGGUCGCGAGAUUGCGAAUAUCUGGAUGUAGUCAGCAAAAAAUCCCAUCUAAUCGAAGAAGUGGAUAUCGAAAAAGACAGGAGCGAUGAGAGAACGACUAGUGAAGUGUUUGAAAAGUGUAGACGGCAUUUCAUGAAAGAGGCAAAGAACUUUGUAAAAAAGGAAUCGCCUCUGAUCAACCAGUGCAUAGAGAGCUUGAUAGCAAACAGAAAUUCAGAGGGAAAUUGGAAGAUACAGAGUAGUCAAGAGGAUUUCUUAAACUUCACAACUGUGAACUUAAACCCUGAUUUUCGUUGUGGGAAAAAUUCGGUUAAUUCGGAGGAGAAAAUGAUUUCUUCGCGUGAACAAUCUCACGUGAAGCCGAAUAGCAUUUCGAGCGUUCAAAAUCUCGAAGAUGAUCGAGCAAGUACGAAAAAAUCGGAUUCGUGUACUGACCGACGAUCAGAAAUGGCAUCGAUUACCCAGCUUCUAGACCAAUCUCGUAGCUCCGAGAAGCAUUCGUCAAAUAUGUGUACUGAUCUCUAUCAAGAAUUCUGCAAUCACUUGGAUCAGAUGAACAGUAAAAGAAAGCUUCUAAUCGAGCCAGAUUUUGUAAAAAAUAGCAGGGCAAUUGGCAACGAACAGACAGACGACCUUCUAUCGUCAAGGGAGACCAAACAGUCGAAAGAAGAACAAACAAAACCAUUGAUCGAGGAGAUUUCAGGAAAUUCAACAAACGUAGACGAAUUAGAAAAACUUGAAGAACUAUCUGUUCAUCUCGAAGAUCUUGGAAUGGACGCAGCGUUUAAGGAUAAGAUAUUAAAGAGCAUAAGUGCUCCAAAAACUGAGGAGCAGAGAAAAAGAGCAAAAAGGUCGGCCGAGAGGUUGAUGAAGACUUCCAGAGAAGCAAUGGCGAAAGGAAAAUCUUUGCUAGAACGGUCUUCCCCUGUCAGUAAUCAGAAAAAGGAUCUUGAUCAUAGUAGGAGAUUUUUCAUGAACCUGUUAGCAGAGGUUUUGGAGGAAAAUAAGCAUAAGGACGUUGAUCCCACGAAGAGUAUCGAUGACAAAUCUGAAUCAGGUUCAAUCGCCGAAACAGUUUCAGAUAUUUCGAAAAACACUGCCGUAAAAAUAGAAGAAAUCGCAAGAUUAUCGUCGAUUGAUAACAAGAGGAGUCAGGGCGUUGAAAUUCUUGAUACAGGGAUAGAAAACGUUGGUAGAGCGAGGAAAAGUUUGGAAAUGCAGAUGGUUCAGGAAAACUGAAGGAAGAUCGAAACUGAAACACACAAAGCUUUGAGAAAAUGUUAGUAUUUAGAAAAAAGAAAAUCUGAAAAUAAUUGACUUUUCAUAUACCAUGAAAGAAGAAGAAAAAAAAAAUCGUAGACUCUGUAAGUUAAGUUGUACGACUGUAUUUCUGUUACUUUGUAUUCAAGUAAACGAAUUAUUGCGUUCCAAUUAUUCGUGCGUCGAAAAAAAAUCACGAGUCUAAAAAUCAGAUUUCGAUCCAUCUGUAAAAAGAAAAAAGAAAAUAUGGUAAACAUUUGACGAGAAGAAUAAUCUAAACGAUGGAUAGCAAAGUUAGACGGACCUUCUACUACGUACACUUUAUUUUUUUUUGUCCACACUCACAUCAAUUAUAUAAUAAUAAUAACGAUGAUGGCGGUGAUCUGGUGAACCAUAAUUAAUAGUAAGAAUAAUUAAUCUGUAAUUAUGUGACAAUCGGCUGCUUGCAAACGAAACAAUAGUCUCCGACGUUCUUAUGUUCUCGUCGUUCUCGAGGGCACCCGAAUUUCAAACGAACAUCCUGGCGCCCUCGCAAAGCUUGGCAAAAAGCUCGUGAUACUUUUUUUAUACGUUUAUAUAGGAUGAUAUCGGAAUGAAAAUUUUUUCCUUCCGUCGCAAGAUCGCGUCGAACCUUCCUCUUGUUCCUUUUGUUUCAUUUUUUUUUCCAUUUUGCUUUUUCCCUCGUAUUACUCUUCUCAGACACAUUUAUCCGCUUUCACAUCCCCACUGUUAGUAUUUUGUAUCUCGUUUAUUUCUGUUCGACCAUUCCCCUUUCCGUUCGCUUUACCUCGUAAUAUAUGCUAUACGACGUAUUUUUUAUUUCGCGUGCUCUUACAAUUAAGAACUACCUUACUGUUCUGACUCACCGCAGGAAGUAAAGAAACGUACAGAUACAUUAUACUCCACUGUUUCUAUAAUUAUUACAAUAAUAGAUUUAUAAAUGUCCAUUUUCCCCGUCUCAAACUCUCCCACUCAUUCUACCACUCUCGUAUCGAUCAUUUUCUCACGCGACCAGACGAAAUCAAACGUUCUCAUACGUAAUUCGUAAAAUCUCUUCGUACCGUGUUUUCUUUUUUCGCUUU
Bombus pyrosoma is the source of this 7142-nucleotide messenger RNA. It is a transcript of the gene dtr, whose product is annotated as dynein axonemal assembly factor 1 homolog. The transcript has 13 exons. Gene Ontology annotation, molecular function: protein binding. The record is from RefSeq and is a predicted model, not a curated record. Bases 4 to 6039 code for a protein of 2011 amino acids. NCBI's taxonomy places the organism in Eukaryota, Metazoa, Arthropoda, Insecta, Hymenoptera, Apidae.